Messenger RNA from Cornus florida, 1064 nucleotides. RefSeq lists its product as uncharacterized. The transcript has 4 exons. Lineage: Eukaryota; Viridiplantae; Streptophyta; Magnoliopsida; Cornales; Cornaceae. The record is from RefSeq and is a predicted model, not a curated record. The coding region runs from base 64 to 816 and encodes 250 amino acids.
GCUCGUCUCUCUCACCUUCACUUACAAUCUCUCAGACGCACUGAAUAUUCAGAAACCACAUCAAUGGCCUCUUCACGAUCUCUCACCACCGCUACUGGUCUCACGAAACUCCUCCACCCACACCUCUCACCUCAGAUGACCAGUCCCUUCCCUAUUCGUUCACUUCGCAGCGUCGCUCGCGGUUCCCGAGCCAACUCCGAUCUGACCACCGCCGUCGAUCUCACGAAGCUCCUCCGCUCAUUUUGCACCGUCUCUGUUCGGAGUAGCGGCGAUUCGGAGUCCAACGCCGACCUCAGCUCCAAAAACCCCUCGAUUGACCUCAAAGAUAUAGGAGAACGUUAUCAGGAUAGUAUGAGGAAAAAGGCAUUUGAGAAGAAACUGGUGAAUGAUAGCUUCUACCUCAUGAGGCUUGACCUGCCUGGUGUGAGCUCAGAUGAUCUGAAAAUGUGGGUUAAUGAGAAGAAAGAUGUAGUGUUCGAGGCAAACUGUCGGAGGGAAGCCAAGUAUGGGUAUGAUGGAGGCUUCUACAGUGGCAACAUUCCGGGGUGUCCAUUGCUCUGUGAUAUGGAGCAGCUCAAGUUUGAGAUGGAUGAUGGCGUAGUCUGGGUUACUCUUCCUCUAACUGAAGAUGCCAAGAGGGCCGUAAAGUGGCAACGCGACUUGUUGGUGAAACCGGAGGCACAAGGUGGUGGGCCCCAUCAGAGAGACUAUGGCAGGAAGGUAAAGACAGAGGAUGCCAGAGGGUUUUCCUCGGACACCAUGCCUACAAAUCUCGUUGAGCUUUUUAUACGCGACCCCAAUAACAAGGCAAGAUAAAGCAUUAGGUUUUGAAGCAAGGCAACAAGCACAAGUAAUCACAAUUUUUUUGCUGAACAUGGCCUCGUCUGUUUAAUGUUUUGAUUUUCUCCCAGGUGGCCAAUAUUUUUGAAGUUAUUUUAUGUGAUUUAUACUUAUGUUAUACUCCGUUAUGAUCCUUGCACUAAAAUUAGUUGUGAUGUGUAGUGAAGAAGACCGUUGAUGCUUUGACAUAUGUAGCAUAUUACAUGGCUUGUGUUUUUCGGAUU